This is a messenger RNA of Dictyostelium discoideum AX4, 825 nucleotides long. RefSeq lists its product as hypothetical. The transcript has 3 exons. The coding region runs from base 1 to 825 and encodes 274 amino acids. The record is from RefSeq and is a predicted model, not a curated record. NCBI's taxonomy places the organism in Eukaryota, Evosea, Eumycetozoa, Dictyosteliales, Dictyosteliaceae.
AUGACAACAACAAUUAAUACACCACAUAAAUUAAUUAAAAAUGGUAUUGAAAUUGGAGAUUGGGUAAUUCAUACAUCAAAGAAUCCAAUUUUAAAAUCAACAGAAAAAGAAGAAUGGGAGAAAGAGUUGGUAUUGAAUGGAUUACCAGAGAUGGUAUAUGGUAAUAAUUUUAUUAGACUUUCAAAUGAAAAACGUGAUAUUACAAUCGUUUUCAAUUGUAUGGAUGCUUUGAAAAUGUUGGAUAAAGUUGCUGAUCAAUCAAUUAAAGUUUCAUCUUCAAAGAAAUGGGAAGAAAUUAAUAAAGGAUUUGAAGGUCAAAUUGAAAAAUCAUUUGAGUGGACCUUUUCUUCACCAUAUACUGGUACAAUUUUAACACGUGGUCAUUGUUAUUCAAAUUUUGAAAAACCAAUUGGAUUAUUUGAAAACACAACCGAAAAAAUUGAUAUUGAAAAAUUAAAAAGACCUGACCCAAUUUUAUUUUUUGACGAUGUAUUAUUAUAUGAAGAUGAAUUGGCUGAUAAUGGUAGUUCUAUGUUAUCUGUUAAAAUUAGAGUUAAUAAUGAAUCAGUGUUUUUAUUAUCAAGAUUCUUUUUAAGAGUAGAUGAUGUAAUUUGUAGAUGUUUAGAUACAAGAAUUUAUCAUGAAUUUGGAAAAGAUUAUUUACUCAAAGAGGUUACUUUUAAAGAAUCAAGUUUUGAUAUUAUUAAACCUUAUAGUGAAAAUGAUCCAACUUUGCUCACAGAUUCAAAUUUUAUAGUUUCAAAAUUACCAAUCAAAUCUUUAACAACUGAAAAAAUUUUAUUAUCUUAUAACGAUAAUAAAUAA